GGCCUCAAAUUUGCACCCGCCGCGGUCUCGUCCUCGACCCGUCUGCCGCGUCUACUUAAACGCGCCCUUCCCGCUGUUUGUUUAUGAUAUCUCUUCUACUAUCACUAUCUUCUUCCUCUUCUAUAUCCUAUCAGCAAUGAACACCACCGAAGUCACUCCCUCCACAAAGACCGCCGCCGUCCUCUCGGACCUCUCCCUCGAGUCCGCAAAGAAGGACCUCUCUGCCAAGUUCGCUCAAGCAAAGGAGUCCUCUCCCUCCCCCGAUGCCACUCCCAAAGACGACCUAGACUCCUUCGCCAGCGCCCUCAAGGAGCGCAGCGCUCUCAAGGCCCUCGAGGCAAAAGAGCCCCUCCUCGUCGAGAACAAGAACCGCUUCGUUCUCUUCCCCAUCAAGUACCACGAGAUCUGGCAGAUGUACAAAAAAGCCGAGGCCUCCUUCUGGGUCGCCGAGGAAAUCGAUCUCGGCAAGGACAUGCACGACUGGGAGAACCGGUUGAACGACGACGAGCGCUACUUCAUCUCCCACGUCCUCGCCUUCUUCGCCGCCUCCGACGGCAUCGUCAACGAGAACCUCGUCGAGCGCUUCUCCAACGAGGUCCAGAUCCCCGAGGCCCGCUGCUUCUACGGCUUCCAGAUUAUGAUUGAAAACAUCCACUCCGAGACCUACUCCCUGCUCAUCGACACCUACAUCAAGGACCCCGCCGAGCGUGCCUACCUCUUCGGCGCUAUCGAGACCAUCCCUUGCAUCAAGAGGAAGGCCGACUGGGCUCUCCGAUGGAUCGCCGACAAGGACUCUGUCUUCUCCGAGCGCCUCGUCGCUUUCGCCGCCGUCGAGGGUAUCUUCUUCUCCGGCUCCUUCGCCUCCAUCUUCUGGCUCAAGAAGCGUGGUCUCAUGCCCGGCUUGACCUUCUCCAACGAGCUCAUCUCUCGUGACGAGGGCCUCCACACCGACUUUGCCUGCGUUCUCUUUGCCCAUCUCCAGAACCGCCCGUCCAAGAACACGGUCGAGAAGAUCAUCACCGAGGCCGUCAUCAUCGAGCAGGAGUUCCUCACCGAGGCCCUUCCCUGCGCUCUCCUCGGCAUGAACGCCGACCUCAUGAAGCAGUACAUCGAGUUUGUCGCCGACCGUCUCCUUGUCGCUCUCGGCAACAAGAAGGUCUACAACGCCACCAACCCGUUCGACUUUAUGGAGAACAUCUCGCUCGCGGGCAAGACCAACUUCUUUGAGAAGCGUGUCUCUGACUACCAAAAGGCUGGUGUCAUGGCCGGCACCAACAAGACCGAGAAGACCGAUGCUUUUGCUUUCGACGAGGAGUUCUAAGCCCUCUCUGCAGGAGAAAUCAUCUUUGCUUUUUAAUACUUGGGUUUUAUGGACGGGAUAAUAUUGCACUAUUUUAAACUAUAGCGGGUCGGUGUUCUCUGUACUUUUAGUUUCUUUAUAUUUUUUUUCUUGUUUUACUCUAGAGAGAAUCAGAGUUGUAUACUAUUGUUUUUUGCCACUGGUUAUAUGCAUUGUUUUCUCAUCUCAUCUCUAUCAUCUCCACUCAUAUAGCUAAGAGAACAAAUGUGACUGAAUAAGUAGUG
This is a messenger RNA of Myxozyma melibiosi, 1584 nucleotides long. Its product is annotated as ribonucleotide reductase. Lineage: Eukaryota; Fungi; Ascomycota; Lipomycetes; Lipomycetales; Lipomycetaceae. The coding region runs from base 137 to 1321 and encodes 394 amino acids. Gene Ontology annotation, biological process: deoxyribonucleotide biosynthetic process. The record is from RefSeq and is a predicted model, not a curated record. The transcript is spliced from 2 exons. Gene Ontology annotation, molecular function: oxidoreductase activity.